UUUGAACGGUCGCCGGGAGUAAGGAAUCCAGACUGGAGGGGAGGUAUGGCCGAGAGGCAGCCCAUGCUCUCGUUUGCUAAGGUGGUCUCAGGCCAAACUAGCGAGACGAAUACUGCACAAGCAGCUCAAAUUCGCCCCGCAUCGCCUAAUACUCGUCCCACACCAGCAACGGUAGCAGCAGCAUCCAGUCAGAAGCCGGACCACAAAAAUGAGAAAAGGCAUGAUAAAGCUGAACGCGCAGAUCGACCAGAGAAAGGCAGUAGUGAGAAGCAAGAGAAACACGACAGAAAUUUCGGGAAUCGUCGUCGCCCACCUAAGUACAGAGACCGUCAUGAUAAACGAGGGAAUAAGCCAGAACCUGUAAAAGAGGAAAAAGCGCCAAGCGCUGAAGAGCCAGUGCCUCCCCAGGAGCCUGUAGUGUUAGAGCCUGCGCCACUGCCAGCUGUAAAUGCAUGGUUCAGAAACAAAGGUUCAACUGAUUCUACUCAAAGUGUCGAUGUUGGCAAUACGUCCAAUGUGGAAGAACACAAACAAGUUGAGCAAGAAAUAGAGGUCAAGGUAGAUAAUCCAUCUUCUGCUGUGGUAGCACCAGUCGUUGAUGGAACCCCUAGGUCGAAAAAUGUGGAUCCUGAAUGGCCAACAUUGGAUGCAGCGAAACAGGAGGAUAUCAUUGUGAAUGGAACAGAUUCUCGUCAGCAUUCUCCCACAGCGGAUUCAACAAAGGUUGGUUUGUCUUUUUUUCCAACCUCGUUAGUUAAUCUGCUCGAAGAUUGA
This is a messenger RNA of Strongylus vulgaris, 774 nucleotides long. The record is from the annotation of a GenBank genome assembly. Lineage: Eukaryota; Metazoa; Nematoda; Chromadorea; Rhabditida; Strongylidae.